Phyllostomus discolor (pale spear-nosed bat) is the source of this 239-nucleotide messenger RNA. RefSeq names its product 60S ribosomal protein L39. Gene Ontology annotation, cellular component: cytosolic large ribosomal subunit; ribosome. The record is from RefSeq and is a predicted model, not a curated record. NCBI's taxonomy places the organism in Eukaryota, Metazoa, Chordata, Mammalia, Chiroptera, Phyllostomidae. Gene Ontology annotation, molecular function: structural constituent of ribosome. Bases 47 to 202 code for a protein of 51 amino acids. The transcript has a single exon. Gene Ontology annotation, biological process: translation.
CGCUUUUCUCCGCCAUUGUGGUUCAUGAGGUUUGUUCUUCUUCGCCAUGUCUUCUCACAAGACUUUCAGGAUCAAGAGGUUCCUGGCCAAGAAACAAAAGCAGAAUCGGCCCAUUCCUCAAUGGAUUCGGAUGAAAACUGGUAAUAAAAUCAGGUACAACUCCAAGAGGAGACAUUGGAGAAGAACCAAACUGGGUCUAUAAGGAAGGGCACAUCAGAGAUGUCUCAUAUUUACGCUCU